Molecule: messenger RNA, 2090 nt
Organism: Diorhabda carinulata
Lineage: Eukaryota; Metazoa; Arthropoda; Insecta; Coleoptera; Chrysomelidae
Gene: Coq5
Product: 2-methoxy-6-polyprenyl-1,4-benzoquinol methylase, mitochondrial
Exons: 5
Coding region: 1198-2058 (286 amino acids)
Biological process (GO): ubiquinone biosynthetic process
Molecular function (GO): methyltransferase activity
Source: RefSeq, a predicted model, not a curated record
AAUAAAAUUAGUGAUUUAAAAGUUUAUUACUUAUAGAUAGAGCUAGGUCAUUUUUAGAUAAAAACGAUUAAAUUGUAUUUGCAUGAUAAGAGAAAUUUAAAAAACGGGACCCUUUUUGAGUUAAAUAAUAAAGUGAUCGUUUUUGUUUUAUUUAGCAAAACUAGUUUAUAAGAAAUUGAAAGUGAUAGCUUUAAAAUCAUGUAUAGUUAUGUGUUCCAACACCUAGAAGUUUUGAAAUUAAGCACUGGUACUGAAUAUGGUCAGAGAAAACAGUAGGAUUCUACCUUGAAUUUUUUUUUGUAUGUUUACGUUUCUUAGUGCUUUUUGGAAACUACAAUCCUGUAUCAAAUGGAUGACUUGAGCCUUACUCAAAACGUCGCUUCCUGUUUUCAGUAGAUAUUUCAAAUUAAAAAUCAGUGUGAAAAAACACUCUCAUUAGUUUCGAGACCUAAUUUUUCCUGUUCGAUCUACUGAACACACUGUUUACUACCUUUUCACCCUAUAUAACGCGCGGUUUGAUAACUAAGUCACCACCUUAAGAGACAUUUGGUAAGUGUGGUUUAUAUAGUGAUAUUAAACAGUUUGUUUGCUUGCAUACAUGGGCGGAUUUAGGUCAAAAUUUUUGGGGUUGCCAACUAUCCUAGAGUAUGAGUCACUGUAUGCUCAAAUUCAAACACAAAAAUCCUAUUUAAAUGGUCCGUUUUAAUACCUAUCGCAAGUAGGCCCUAGCUGUUUCAUUUAUUAUAACAAAAAUAAAACCCCCCAACAUUUUAUUAAUAUAGCUCAUUUCAGUUGAGAAAACUGUCGUAUCUAUUUCAGAAUUUUAUUAUGAAAACCACUCUAGAAUAUUGCUUUUAUUCGUUGCUAGAAAAGCUUUAUGAGAAUCUUUAAAUAGCAUUUAUUUGUUUUUAAAGAAAAUAUUUUGUUUACCUAACCUUCAAGUCAAUUUAAUUUGUUCAAUUAAUUACCGUAGGAAAGAACUAAGGAAUAUGUGUCAUGGUACCAUAAGUUAUCUAUUUUUACUUGAAGUACUGUAAACUGAAUGGACAUUUGUAACCGUAACCAUAUACGUACUUAAAACACAUGUAGUUUAAAUGUUUCAUUUUCUUAGUUUAAAAAAGAAGACAAAACCAACCUAGUAUUUUCUGGUUAAUUUAUAAAUAGUCAUUGGUUUAAAAAAAUCUAUUUAUCUUCUAAAUGGCUAGCUCUAUACAUAAAGUACAAAGACUUUUAAAUCGGCAUUUUAUAAAUACUCAUUUUCGACAUGCUUUAAGAUUAUCAACACAACAAUCAACAAAAGAUGAUAAAGAAACCCAUUUUGGUUUUGAAAAAGUUAAAGAAAGUGAAAAGCACAAAAAAGUGUUUGAAGUUUUUGAAAAUGUAGCCCUAGAUUAUGAUAUAAUGAAUGAUGCUAUGUCUUUGGGGAUCCAUAGGCUUUGGAAAGAUUAUUUCAUGUGGAGUUUGCUUCCUACUGAUGGCACAAAAUUGUUAGAUGUUGCUGGAGGCACAGGAGAUAUAGCAUUUAGAUUUAUCAAUUAUGUGAAAAAUAACAAUCUAAAAGAUUGCCACGUUACUAUAAGUGAUAUUAAUCCUCACAUGUUGGAAGUUGGGAAAUUGAGAAGCAGCAAACUUGGUCACAAUACAAAUAUUAUAAGUUGGAAAGAAGCAAAUGCUGAACAAUUAGACUUUGAAGAUAAUAUGUUCAAUGUAUAUACUAUAGCUUUUGGUAUAAGAAAUGUCACACAUAUAGAUAAAGUUCUCUCAGAGGCUUAUAGAGUUUUACAACCAGGGGGAAGGUUUAUGUGUAUGGAAUUCAGUCACUUAGAAAAUUCUAUGGCACAGUGGUUGUAUGAUCAGUAUAGUUUCCAGAUAAUUCCAGUAUUAGGACAAGUCAUUGCAGGCAAAUGGCAACCUUAUAAAUAUUUAGUUGAGAGUAUAAGGCAAUUCCCCAAUCAGGAACAUUUCAAACAAAUGAUUGAAGAAGCUGGAUUUAGACAGGUAUCUUAUGAUAAUCUCACAUUAGGAGUGGUAUCUAUCCAUUCUGGAUAUAAAUUGUAAUAUAUUUAAAUAAAUGACUUCUUAUAACUUGA